This is a messenger RNA of Sorex araneus (European shrew), 625 nucleotides long. It is a transcript of the gene CCDC182, whose product is annotated as coiled-coil domain containing 182. NCBI's taxonomy places the organism in Eukaryota, Metazoa, Chordata, Mammalia, Eulipotyphla, Soricidae. The coding region runs from base 41 to 499 and encodes 152 amino acids. The record is from RefSeq and is a predicted model, not a curated record. The transcript has a single exon.
ACGUGACCUGCUGGCGUCCAGCUUCCCCGCCGCGGAGCCGAUGGAGCCCUGCUAUCCCGCCAGCUCCAUCCUCAUGAAGGUGAACACCCUCCAGGGGAAGAAGAUGGUGGAGAGCGGCCUGCAGUCCGGGGACUUCUCCAUCCCCGCGCCGUGGCCUGGCUGCCCGCCGCUGCCCGCGGGCCUGGAGGUGCUGCCGCAGAAGGUGGCGGGCGUGCAGCGGGAGCUGGCGGACUUCAAGAAGGAGGCGCUGGCGGCCAUCCGCGGCCUGGAGGAGGCCCUCUGCCAGAUGAGCGGGGCCCUGGCGCAGCAGCGGGAGCAGGCGGCGCGCGUCAAGCAGCGGCUGCGGGAGGAGGAGGACCGCGGCGUGGUGCGCAACAAGGUGCUCACCUUCCUGCUGCCGCGCGAGAAGCAGCUGCGGGAGCACUGCCAGCGGCUGGAGUGCGCGCUGCUGGCCAGGGGCUGCGCGCCCGCCUCGCCCCGGAGCGGCCAGGCCCACUGAGGCCGCCUCUGCGACGGUCCCCCCACCCCCACUCCUCCAGGCCCAGCCGCCGGUGGAUUUAAUUUUCGCGCCAGGACAAGUCCUAACUAAGUCCCUCUCCGUUCGCUCCCCUGUCCCUCCUUCUCC